GUUAAAAGCAGUGAAUCUGUAAGGAACUGAAACUUCAUGUGUAAGAAAUGGAGCCUCGCCUAAAAGAUGAAUCCAUGGAAGCAAAAAGCAAAGAAAUGCUGCAUCUAAAGCAAAUAGACUUGUCUCUCAGGAGAUUGAAGGUCAUUCCAUCAGACAUUUUGGUGGACACCAAAAUUCAGACCCUUAAUCUUGACAGGAACAAACUUAAAGGUGUCUCUGGAAUAUGCCAUCUUCAGGAGCUCAAGAUUUUAAUUCUCUCCAAAAAUGAGCUAACUGAUUUCCCCAUGGAAAUCCAGAGUUUGAUCCAUUUAGAAAAGUUGGAGCUAAACCAAAAUAAAAUACAGACCAUUCCCACUGGUAUAUUUCCCAACCUAAAGGAUCUUAAACAUCUGAAAUUAAAUAACAACCGUCUUUCAAAGUUACCAAUGGACUUGGGUAGUUGUUAUAAACUACAGUACCUAAACAUAUCCCACAAUCUAUUUACUGACUUUCCUGAAUGUAUCUUAGAAAUAAAAAGUUUGAAAGAAGUCUAUCUGGAGAACAAUAAACUACGAAAACUGCCUGCUGAGCUCUUCCUUGGUCUAUCCUUGAAAAAGUUCAAGGUUUCCUGCAACCAUCUGAGAGAACCACCUGAUGAAGUAUGUGUGGGUGGCCUCAAACAGAUCCGCAGUUACUUCCUUCAACUACAAGAGACCCAAGCCAAGGAGGAGAAGAGGGUGAAAGUUAUUUUUAUAGGUGCAAGUAUGGCUGGGAAGACCACAGUAAGCCGGAGCCUCACACAAGGUCACACUGUUCCUGUAUCUCUGAAGGAAAGAACUGUAGGAAUAGAGAUUAGUGAAUUUCACAUUCAAGACGUUGCAUUUUUAUUCUGGGACUUUGCCGGACAUCUAGAGUAUUAUGUCACUCAUCAUGUUUUUAUUACUCCAUAUGCCCUUGUCAUUCUUGUUGUUAAUCUACGUAGGUACCAGGUCGCCGAUGAACGGAUUUUUAUGGAUCUUGUUGGAUUCUGGAUUAAAAAUCUGGUCAUGCGGGUACCAAAUUCUGUAGUUCUUACUGUGGGCACUCACACGGAUCUAUGCCAACCAGGGGAAGUGGAAGAGAAGUGUAAAGACAUUGAGGAAAGGAUCUACAGGUUGCUUGAUGAACAUAAGGCCAAUCUCACCCAUUUUAUAAACAAUCUGGAGGAACGUCAGGACUCCGAGCUCUAUCUGGAACAGACAGAUAAGCUGAGAGAGUUAUCUAAUUGCACGGUAAAUGUUUUGAAUGUAUUCCCGAUCAACGGAACAAACUACAAUGACAUUGAAAAGCUUCAGAAUCAUAUCUUAAAUACUGUAUGCAAGGAAGAAUUAUUUCCCAAUAUAAUUAAAAUGCUGCCUCCUAUCUACAAAGAGGUGGAAAAUGCCAUAAUUGAAGUGAAACAAAAUGAAGAGACUCCACAACAUGGAAUAAUGGAUUUAGAUCAUCUUUUAAGUGAGGUCAUGCUAAAGACCACCAGUGACCUGUACAAAAAUCUUCUCAAAGAUAUUUUACGGUAUCUCCAUAGAAUUGGCCUCAUUGUGUGGUAUGAAGAGAUCAAGCCCUUGCUAAACACUGUAUUUCUGAAACCUUCAUUCCUCAUCACGGUCUUCAAGAUACUUGUCAGGCAUGAUCUCUACAACCAACUCGGGGCAAUACCAGCUGAAGUUCUGAUUUCAGAAAGAGCCUUUAAGCGUGAUGUGCUAAAAUGGCAAGAAAUGCUACAGUCUAAAGCUAUGAUUCGUUUUCAAGCCAUUCGGGUUUUAGUUAAACACCAGUUAGAGACCCUUUGUCUUCAGGAUACAGAGGAACUCUUCCAUGAUCUCACUGGACAUGGAACCCAAAAUGGAAAGCUACUAAGUCUCCUCAUGCAUUUCCAGAUCUGUAUGUCUGUUCGGAACGUAAAGAAACUGAAUCCAAGAGCCCCUGAGUUUUUACCUGGGAAUCAAUGGUCUGUAAAAGACUCUCAUAAAGAAAUGUGCUACCUUUUUCCUACGUAUCUCAAAAAUUUCAUGGAAGUUACUGAAAGGUGGGGAGGAGACCACCAUGAGGACAUUCACAUUAGAGUCUACUUUUCUCCUCUAGUCCCAGAAGGAUUUUUUCAAAGGCUUAUGGUAAUGGCUUGCUCGUUUUUUUCUACACAUUGGAUAGAAAAAGACAAUUUCCUUUUAGUAAACAAUGGAAAACCACUGUUGGUGAAGCAGUUCAACCAGAGAGCAGAUAGUUAUCUUGAGAUUCGCAGCCGGAAACCAGAAAGAUCCAAUGAUUUCCAGUCUCUUUGGGACUUCAACUUAACUCUUCUGUCUAUUGCGGAGAAACUUUGCAAGGAGUGGCCUGGACUUUUCUACUAUAUCCGAUCACCAUGUAGGACAAUUGGAUGUCCAGAUGAGUUUGAGUGGCCAGAUAUGGAUGAGACAGAAUCGAUCUACGAUAUGAUAAAAGAAGAUUUUAAAACCUGUGAGACAUGUUGUAAUACAGUCAAUAUGGAACUUCUCUUACCAAAAGCCACAGGCCACAUCAAAGAUCCCUUUCUGCCACCAACAAUUCAUGUCACUAAUUAUGGAGUAGCGUCUAUAGUAUCACACCAGUAAAAGGCAGAAGAAAGUUUUAUGCCAUGUGAUGUCUACAAGGAAGUCUCAACUGUUUAAGCAAUAGUUUAUUGAAGCAGUUCCAUUGUUUAUUGAUAUUCUGAGGCUGAAAUGCUGUAUUUCUAUGUGGAAAUCCCUAAAUCCUCGUGAUCUGAAGAUAUAUA
Messenger RNA from Bufo bufo (common toad), 2767 nucleotides. Its product is annotated as malignant fibrous histiocytoma-amplified sequence 1 homolog. The coding region runs from base 48 to 2606 and encodes 852 amino acids. Lineage: Eukaryota; Metazoa; Chordata; Amphibia; Anura; Bufonidae. Gene Ontology annotation, molecular function: protein binding. The transcript has 10 exons. The record is from RefSeq and is a predicted model, not a curated record.